Molecule: messenger RNA, 234 nt
Organism: Auxenochlorella protothecoides
Lineage: Eukaryota; Viridiplantae; Chlorophyta; Trebouxiophyceae; Chlorellales; Chlorellaceae
Exons: 3
Coding region: 1-234 (77 amino acids)
Source: RefSeq, a predicted model, not a curated record
AUGUCGACCCUUAGGCAUUCAGUCUUCCAGCGUGCACAGGACAUGCAGAAGGCCGGCAACGCGCCCCGCGGCUCUGGGAGGUACUGGAAGAGCGCUGCCGAGUCCAAGGGCCAGAAUCCUGCCAAGGAUCCCCUUGCCCUCAUCUUUGGCCUCGUCAUCGUGGCCCCCUUCCUCAUCCUGGGCAUUGCCAUAGCCACCGGUGUGCUCGACAUAUCUGUUUACAAGGGUAGAUGA